GCCCCCUCGGUCUAUUAAGACCCACGUACGUCCCGGACACGGAAGCCCUCGGAAUCCACGAACGGACGCAUACUCUAGUUGUGUAUUUCUGAACGAUGCCUCCUAAGAGGAACGUGCGAAAUAAAACCGAUGACUCAGAUGUCGACAAAAGUGUGACAAAGGCGAGUGAGGAUGAUAAAAAAUUGGAAAAGCAAUCCGCAAAGUUUGUUCCUAAAUCCCAGAAUAAAGCACUAGUAGCUCAUGUUGACAAAGCCGAGGCCGGCCCUUUAAAGUCUCGAAAGAAAGAAAAGACCAAAAAGAAAGAAACGUGUCCUAACGGGUCGGUGAUCUCUGAAGAAGCGAAAAGUCAAACGGGACCUUGCCGUGCUGUCCGCCAAUUUGAGGAUUGCACAAAUUUCCUGCGCGAUCUUUCCGAUACUCAUGCUGUUGGAUUUGAGGAACCCGAAAAAUUAAGUGACUUUGAUGAGGAAUUCUACGCUAAGAAGCGUAAAGCUGGUAGGAAGAAACCGCAGAAAGUUGAGUUUGGUAACAGGUCUACACAAGCUGCGAAACACGAGACGGGGAGUCAAGGUGAUGAGAAUCACCCAGAUAACAUUAGAGGAGACGAAGAUGAAGAGUUCAUCCUAACUUCCUUUAGCACUGUGCUGCUUGAAGAUUUCGACAAACCUCUGCACCAUGGUAGCCGUUUCACACAACUCGGUGGCUUUGGGGCAGCUGAAUCUGUGGAUGACAUCUCGCACGAAGAGUUGGAGGCAGAUGGUAUUUCUGUGCCUAAUGAUGCUGAACCUGUUGCAAAUGUUGGAAAUGAAUUAAUUCCUGAUCCGCCUAUUGAAACCACCGUAGUGGUACAGGCUGAAACAACCGACCAUAUUUCCUCUGAAACAGCGGCAACGGAGCAAGUAAAAAUAUCCAAGAAGGAAUUAAAGAAGCUUAAAAAACGCGAGGAAUUUGAUAGGCUAGUGGAGUCAGCAAAAGAGAAGGUUACGGCCACGAGUGGAAUGUUGGAUAACUUCGCUCUUUCUCAGGCACCACUUGGCGUCAAGUCUAAGAGCACACAAGAUACUCAACUGGAUAUCAAAGUGGAGAAUUUUUCAAUCGCUGCCAAGGGAAAAGAUCUCUUUGUUAAUGCCUCUCUACAAAUUACUCACGGACGUCGAUAUGGUCUUGUAGGUCCAAAUGGACAUGGAAAGACUACACUUCUCCGCCAUAUCGCUUCUCACGCGCUGAAUAUUCCGAGCAACAUUGAUGUCCUACUCUGUGAGCAGGAGGUAACUGCUGAUGAAACACCGGCUUAUGAAAUGGUCCUCAAAUCGGACACUCGGCGGUUGGAGCUACUGGCCGAAUGCGAGAGACUGAAGGCCCAAGUGGAAGAAGAUCACGGACAUGAAACGCUAAAUCGACUGACGGAGGUUUACGAAGAACUUACUGCGAUGAAGGCCGAUGCUGCUGAAGGUAAAGCGAGACGCAUUUUGGCCGGUCUGGGUUUUACUGCACGCAUGAUGGAACGGCGCACCAAAGACCUUUCCGGGGGUUGGAGAAUGCGUGUCAGUCUGGCUAGGGCACUAUUUCUUGAGCCGACUUUUCUGUUACUUGACGAACCAACAAAUCACUUGGAUCUUAACGCUGUUAUUUGGCUCGACAACUAUCUGCAAGGUUGGAAAAAGACCCUGCUUAUCGUUUCUCAUGAUCAAUCGUUCUUGGACAACGUGUGCACGGAUAUAAUACAUCUGGACCGUCAGCAGCUGUUUUACUAUAGAGGCAACUACAACAGUUUCAAAAUCAUGUUAGCCCAGCGGCGUAAAGAAGACCUGCGCGAGUACGAGAAGCAAGAGAGGCGACUCCGUGAAUUGAAAAACAGCGGUUUGAGCAGCAAGCAAGCUGUGGCGAAGAAUCAGCGUGAGGUGUUGACUCGAAAACAAGCAAAGAGCAAACAAAUGCUUGGUGACACACAGGAUCGCUCCGCUGCACCACCACAGCUACUCUCCAAACCGAAGGAAUAUGUGGUGAAGUUCCAUUUUCCCGAUCCACCGCCCCUUAGCCCUCCUUUAUUGGGUCUGCACAACGUGCUUUUCGCCUACCCUGGUCAGAAACCGCUGUUCCGUGAUUUGAAUUUUGGUGUCGAUAUGUCCUCCCGUAUAUCUAUCGUCGGACCGAAUGGUGUUGGCAAAUCCACUUUCCUCAAGCUUCUCACCGGUGAAGUCGAACCGGUUCAGGGCGAACACCGUAUCAGUCAUCGUGUCAAAAUCGGCAAGUAUGACCAGCACUCGGCCGACCAGCUGGACUUGACUUUGUCCCCGACGGCGUACCUCCAAAAGUUGUUCAAUUUGCCUUACCAGGACGCUAGGAGUACACUGGGCAAAUUCGGUCUGGAAGCACAUACACACCUUAUUCCCAUUGCGGAUCUGUCUGGAGGUCAGCGGGCCCGUGUCGCCUUCGCCGAGCUAUCUAGACGAGCUCCGGAUAUUUUGAUCUUGGAUGAGCCGACAAACAACUUAGACAUUGAAUCCAUCGACGCUUUAGCUGUUGCAAUUAACGAGUAUAAAGGAGGUGUCGUCAUUGUUAGUCACGAUGAGCGACUAAUUCGCGACACCAACUGCACAUUGUGGGUUAUUGAAGAUUGCACAAUCAACGAGAUCGAUGGCGACUUCGACGAUUAUCGUCGUGAAAUUCUGCACUCGUUGGGUGAAGAACUGUUCAAUCCAAGCAAGGUCGCAGCUGCCUCCGGUUGUCUUACCUGAGGUUACUUCUCUUUCUUUGUUCAGUACCACUCAGAUUCUUUUCGUGUUCGAUGCCAAUAUCUCAUUUUUGUCCAUCCUAUUCCCUCUUAUUUUCUCACAGCUUUCCUAUACGUCAAAUGAUUUAGGGUUUUUCCACUACGAUCUGUGUUUGCAGCUCCCUUACUAUGUCAACACCGCCCCUCUUUCGAACAGUGUCACAGCCAUCUGCUUCUCUGUCCUUCACCGAAUAAGUGAUCCUCCCUACCUACGACUUCAUGACCUUCCGUUUAUGUUGCUCGUGCUGAAAAAGAUGAAUUCUACUUGUUAUAACUGCCUUUUCACACACACACACACACCUGAUGUAGUGUCUCAUGUGUACAAUAUCAUAUCCCGGAUCCAAUCCACUACCUCUGCCUUGGUUUUGGCAUCCUAGCAGAUCGCGGCCCUCCUGCAACAGUAAGCGGUUACACGGCAGCAAAGUAUUAUUACGAAAUACUGGUUUACCGCUUUCACCUUUUUUGACCUUAAACACACACCCGACACAUUCCAUACAGUUCGCCUGCUCUGACU
Molecule: messenger RNA, 3287 nt
Organism: Dicrocoelium dendriticum
Lineage: Eukaryota; Metazoa; Platyhelminthes; Trematoda; Plagiorchiida; Dicrocoeliidae
Source: the annotation of a GenBank genome assembly